AUGGACUGUUUAUUAACAACCAAUAAUACGACAACUUUAUUUGAUAGUCCCUCAAUUUGGACGGGCUAUAUUUCUGUUGCAGUAGCUGUUUUCUUUUUCGGUUCAAGUCUUGUACCUGCAGCAAAAUAUCCUGUUGGAGAUGGAUGGGCAAGUGGUCAUUUUGGUUGGUUUGAUCUUUCAGGCAUUUUAUUAACGGUAUCACAAUCGAUUGAUAGCUCACGACUAUUAACUGUGAACAUGAAAAAACGUAUUAUUGGUUGUAGUCUAGCAAUUGUAGCUGGAACUUUGUUUGGUCUUGUCUUUACACCUAGUACUUAUAUUCAAGAUCAUCAAGAUAAAUAUCCAGGAGCAAUGAAAAAUGGUCUUAACUAUAUAUUUGCUAUGUAUACAGGUAUCUUACUAACAUCAUCAGUCUACUAUGGUAUAUAUCUUAUUUUCAAACGUAAUCGUCCAUAUAUUUGUAUUGAAAAAUCAACUACGACAUCAACAUUAAUAAUGUCAUCUUCAGCAUCGUCCUUAUCCUCAACAACAUCGACAACAACAACAACAACAUCAGUAAUAACAAUAUCAGCACCAAUAAUAAUAGCAAUGCGUGAAUGGACAAUGACAGGAAACAUGAAUGUUGCACGCAUGUAUCACACAGCAUCUACAUUAGCAAAUGGAUAUGUAUUAGUUACUGGCGGAGAGAGCAGUGAUGCUUCUUUGAAUAGUGCUGAAUUGUACAAUCCAUCAACGGGUACUUGGACAAAUACAGGAAACAUGAAUGUGGGAAGACGACAUCACAAAGCAUCCACAUUAACAAAUGGACAUGUAUUAGUUACUGGUGGAUGUACUAGUUCUGACAUAAAUUGUGUUGCUAUAAAGAGUGUUGAAUUGUACAAUCCAUCAACAGGUACUUGGGCAAAUACAGGAAACAUGAAUGUGGGAAGACAGCAUCACACAGCAUCCACAUUACCAAAUGGAUAUGUAUUGAUUGCUGGUGGAAAAAUUGGAGCUUCGCCCAUAAAUAGUGCAGAACUGUACAAUCCAUUAAGAGGUAUUUGGACAAGUACGCGAAACAUGAAUUUCGCACGAUAUGAUCACACAGCAUCCAUAUUAGCAAAUGGACAUGUAUUAGUUGCUGGUGGAGUGGCCAGUGGUAAUAGCGAUACAGCUGAAUUGUACAAUCCAUCAACAGGUACUUGGACAACCACAGGAGACAUGAGAUUUUUUCAAAGCUGUCACACAGCAACUAUAUUAGCAAAUGGAUCAGUAUUAGUUGCUGGUUUUUCUGGCAAAAUUGGUAGGAUUAAUCCUGAAUUAUACAAUCCAUCAACAGGUACUUGGACAACUACAGGAAUCAUGAAUCACGGACGAUGUGCUCAUACAGCUUCCUUAUUAGCAAAUGGGUAUGUAUUAGUUACUAAUGGAAAGAGCGGUGGCGAUUAUUCGCAUAGUCCUGAGUUGUACAAUCCAUCAACAAAUACUUGGACAAUGACAGGAAACAUGAAUGUUGCACGCAUGUAUCACACAGCAUCUACAUUAGCAAAUGGAUAUGUAUUAGUUACUGGCGGAGAGAGCAGCGAAGAUGCCAUCAAUACUGCUGAGCUUUAUCAAUCGAUAUCGCCAUAA
Molecule: messenger RNA, 1611 nt
Organism: Adineta steineri
Lineage: Eukaryota; Metazoa; Rotifera; Eurotatoria; Adinetida; Adinetidae
Source: the annotation of a GenBank genome assembly